This is a messenger RNA of Aspergillus pseudotamarii, 1797 nucleotides long. RefSeq lists its product as uncharacterized. Gene Ontology annotation, molecular function: zinc ion binding; transcription cis-regulatory region binding; DNA-binding transcription factor activity, RNA polymerase II-specific. Gene Ontology annotation, cellular component: nucleus. Gene Ontology annotation, biological process: regulation of DNA-templated transcription. The record is from RefSeq and is a predicted model, not a curated record. The transcript is spliced from 4 exons. Bases 1 to 1797 code for a protein of 598 amino acids. Lineage: Eukaryota; Fungi; Ascomycota; Eurotiomycetes; Eurotiales; Aspergillaceae.
AUGAACACCACACCAUCUGCAGUCAAAAGGAGAGCAUGCGUGGCGUGUACGGCUGCCAAGGCGAAAUGCACGCCGCAAGCCGUCAACCUGUGCCAGCGGUGCGCUCGUUUGGGCAAGUCAUGCACAUACCUUGACCUUCCGCAGACGAAGCGGAAACACAAGGCUGCACCGAGUCGUGUGGAGGUGUUGGAGAAGAAGGUCGAUCAACUGAUGUCGCAGCUGGCUGCCUUGACCCGACAACAGAACGGGCAAACAUCGCCCGAUACUUCUACUCCACCCACCACUGACUUGGGCCCAUCUCGUGAUCCCGAACUGGAUUCGACAGACAUUGCCACGCUGCUGGAUGCUGCUAAGGACCCGUCCCACGGCCUUGAUCCGCCGAUCAGCUCUGUUCUGGAGCACCAGCCAUCCAUCGUAGAUCGAGGGCUUUUGAGUGAAGUCGAGGCUGAACGCUUAGUUACGGCCUUUCAGCUUGACUUGGUGUCGAAGUUUCCCUUUGUAUUGGUCGCACACGGCGAGACAGCCACUCGUCUCAGGGACCGAGAGCCUUUUCUCUUUUUGUGCAUCGUGGCUGCGACCAUGGGCAGUGCGCACCCUAUGCGGAAAACUGUCGCCGAGGAGAUUAUGCAGCACGUUACCUUAAGGCUUGUGGUACGGUCCGAGAGGAAUCUCGAGUUGCUCCGUGGUCUGCUAGUUCACAGCGCAUGGUACUCAUAUCCUGCAGAGAAAUACCACCCACGACUUUUGCUGUUGAUUCAGUUUUGUGUUUCUAUUUUGUAUGAUUUGGGACUUCACAGAAAGCCGAAUCUGAACUCGGAUGAGCAGCGGGCGCUGCUCGGUACGUAUUGGCUGUCUGUUGGGUUCUCUGGCACACUCGGCCGGCCGAUUAUCAUGAAGCAUGAUAGUCGAAUCGAUGAGUGCAUUGAGAGUCUAGCAUCUACUGGGCAUCUGUCAGAUCGGUGGGUUGCGCCAUUCAUCCACCUACAGUCUUUCUUGGCAACAAUGGAUGAAGUUUACGCUUCGAUGCAAGCAAGCGGUGGAAGGGUACUCGUCCAAGUUACGCGCGCUUCUCUGCAGCAGCAAUUUGAUAACGUGAGAGCAUAUGUAGAAAAAUAUCUCGCGAGCUGCCCUUCGUCAACAGCGACUGCAUUACACACUGAAAUCAAAUAUAUGGAAAUCCGGCUCGAGGAACUAUCUCUUCGGGAGGAACUGUGGACUGCAGAGCCUGCAAGUGCAGUCCGGACAACCAUGCUGAUGGGUAUAAUCCAACGAAGCAAGGAGCUCAUUCAGACGAUCAAAAACCUACCAGCGUCGGAGAUUGCCCACAUGACAAUAACUACAAGUGCUCGUAUAUGUGCCGCGGUGGGCUACAUGCCCACUGCAGUAUUGACCCUUCUCAAUCUCAUUACUGGGCCCACCGACUCUACUAUGGACGCUCAGGUGCAGGCCGUUGUUGAUACAGCAGAGUAUCCCAAUCUUGUCACAGAGCUUGCCACCGCGCUGGAGACAAGAUUUGAGGGAAUGUCUGCUGCAGACAAAGAGACUGACAUUUUGGGGAGCCUUUGCUCUAAAAUGCGGUUGCUAGCACGGUGUUAUCCAUAUCAAGUCCGGGCAAUUGUUGGAAUUGCGCCGUCCCAAGACACAAGGCCGGAUACGUCCACGAUAGCAGUUCACGCCAAUGAGAUUGCUAUGACACCCCAAGUAUGGCCUUCUACCUACGUCGAUCUGGGCGACAUAUUCCCUGUUGAUGAUAUCCCGUGGGGUUCACUAUUGAGCAAUCUCACUGGUUUUAGCUAG